AGGAGGAAGGGAUGGAAGUGUGGAGGCGGAGGGGCUGGGGCAGGAGGAGGAGCCCGGCGCGGGGAGCCGAAGGGGGCGUGGUCCUCCAGCCAGUUCUCCCCGCCCACCGGGCAAAGGCUGCUCCUGAUUGGCUCCUGGGCCGUGGGGCUCAGGUUACACUCGCGAGCGGAGCAGAGCGCGGGAGAGAGGACCCGAGAGGAGAGCGGCUGGUUCGGCGCGGGUCGGCGGGCGUCCCGGAGCCCCAGAGUCCCCACCCAGCCUCAAACAGACCCCACCCCCGCUCUGCUCCAACCUCCGCCCCACCGAGGACCCCCAACACCAGCAUGGACUGCUGCACCGAGAGCGCCUGCUCCAAACCGGACGACGACAUUCUAGACAUCCCGUUGGACGACCCCGGUGCCAACGCGGCCGCCGCCAAAAUCCAGGCGAGUUUCCGGGGCCACAUGGCGCGGAAGAAGAUAAAGAGCGGAGAGCGCGGCCGCAAGGGCCCGGGCCCCGGGGGGCCGGGCGGAGCUGGGGGCGCCCGGGGAGGCGCGGGCGGCGGCCCCAGCGGAGACUAGGCCAGAGGAACUGAGCAUUUUCGAAGUUCCCGAGCAGAGAUGGAUGCCGCGUCCCCUUCGCAGUGACGAGACUUCCCUGCCGUGUUUGUGAUCCCCUGCUUCCCACCAACCCGCCAGCUUCAGGAGCCCCGCUGCGUCCCCAAGAGACUCCUCCCAGGCAGGCUCCAUCGCGAAGUCGCCAAGUCCGUGCCCUUUCAGUUAGUUCUCCAGUCUAGUACGGUCCCCAUUCGCCCUUCCUCCCCACCCUAGGCCCCAGUCCCGCGCUCCCAAAUCUUCCUUUUGCUUCCCUCCCACCUCUCCCGGCGCUCAGCAUGCAGCUCUGCCUCCGCAGCCUCUGGGCGCUUCCCUGCGCGCACUGCGGAGGGCGCCCUACGCGUCGCCCAAGGACGCUCACUUCCAAAAAAAAAACACAAGUCCUUUGGUUCAGUGCGCAGCGAAAGGGGGCGCCCUGCUUCUGUGUGCUGUUUCCACCCCAGCCUAGCCCCAGAGAUUUGGAUCUGGGGCGAGGAGAGAGGGGAAGAGAGUUUUUAUGGUGUCUAAUACCCCCUGCUCUGAUCGGAAGGGAAGUCCCUAUUUCACACCGCAAUCCCACGCCUGCCUGUAAUCUGCCCACCCAUGUCCUCAGCGCACCCCGAGAGCCGCCUCUCCAGCUCUCCGGUUUAUGCAAACGCUGAGCGCCUGGGAGGCUCGGUGGGAGGAGUCUGCUGCGGCCCCGCCCCUGCCCCUGCUGGUCCCGCCCCCGCCGGGCUCCUGGGGCUGUGGCCCGAAGGUUUUUAAUCUCUGCGUGUGCAUGUGACCGUGCCGGGUUGGAAUGUGAACAAUAAAGAGGAAUGUCCAAGU
Messenger RNA from Trichechus manatus latirostris (Florida manatee), 1400 nucleotides. It is a transcript of the gene NRGN, whose product is annotated as neurogranin. The transcript is spliced from 4 exons. The coding region runs from base 12 to 560 and encodes 182 amino acids. Gene Ontology annotation, molecular function: protein binding. The record is from RefSeq and is a predicted model, not a curated record. Lineage: Eukaryota; Metazoa; Chordata; Mammalia; Sirenia; Trichechidae.